AUGGGCUCUAGCUUGAGCGCCAACUGCUGCGUUGAGCCAGAGUACUUCUACAAGAGCUUCGAUUUCCUCUGGGCCUUUGCUUCCAGAGACAAGCCGCCGGAUGGGACCUAUCUGUCCAGAACUGGUCCGCCCCAGGUGUGCAUCCAGGAGCCCCUGGUGUACGGCUCACGGCCCGCGCGCAAGCGCUGCAGCUUCGGAGCGAGCUGCAAGCGGGCGAACCCCCAGCACUUCCUCGACGAGAGCCACCCGGGAGAUCCCGACUUCGGGGAGGUGGCCAUAGUGUUGCCCUCGGUGACUCCGGGGCCUCAACUCCACCUGAGGGACCAGAGCUUCGAUUGGAUCCGCUUCGCCAACGACAAGCAGGACCGGGACCUGCGGGCGGAGACCGCGGCGCUGACGCUGAAGGCGUGUUUGGCGCGGGGCUACCAGCUGAAUGCGGUGGUGCCCUUGCAGCGGGUGGAUGCCUUGCUGGAAGGCACGAAGCUCAUCAAGCUUGAUGAGGUGGCUGCGUCCAACUCCCGGGCGCGGCUCAGCGCGGAGAGCUCCACGGCGCUGGGCUGCGCGCUGCGGCGCGCACAGCGCGGGGAGAAGGUGGCGGUGCUCGGCGCGGCUUCGGCAUACCAUCCCUGCGGGGGAUUCCGCACAGGAGGAAGGCACGCACUGGAGGAGUCCAUGUGCGUCCAGUCCAGCCUGUGCCUUUCACUGCAGCGAGCCGUGUGGCUGUCAAGCCACGGUGGGGUCCAGGUCCCCAUCCCUGAGCGCCUCCGGCAGGAUGGCAGGAGGGACUGGUUCUGCUACAUCCCGGAGCAGGGCGCAGUGCUUAGCCCCUUUGUCGAGGUCUUCCGAAAGGGCUCCGACGAAGGAUACGCAUUCCUGUCCGCCCCGGUUGAGCUUGCUGCGGUGGUCAGCGUAGCAAUGCCCAACAAGAACCCCAGCGUCAAGGACUCGCCCUUGGAUGCCCCGCAAGAUGCUGCGGCGUACAAGGCGCUCUUGGUGUCCAAGUUCCAGGUGGCUUUGGGCGCAGCGUCGCUGGCGGGCGCCAGCACUUGCGUGGUGCCGGGUGUGGGGUGCGGCAUCUUCAAGAACGACCCAGGCGACAUGGGCGCGGCUCUCAAGGAGGCGAUGGCGCGCGGCUGCGGCAAACUCCGAGAGGUGGUGCUGGCUGGAGUGCCGCCGGAGUUCGCCAAAGCAGCGCAGUGA
This is a messenger RNA of Effrenium voratum, 1200 nucleotides long. Lineage: Eukaryota; Dinophyceae; Suessiales; Symbiodiniaceae. The record is from the annotation of a GenBank genome assembly.